Anguilla anguilla (European eel) is the source of this 2818-nucleotide messenger RNA. RefSeq names its product T cell activation RhoGTPase activating protein b (gene tagapb). Lineage: Eukaryota; Metazoa; Chordata; Actinopteri; Anguilliformes; Anguillidae. Bases 202 to 2319 code for a protein of 705 amino acids. Gene Ontology annotation, biological process: regulation of Rho protein signal transduction; signal transduction. The record is from RefSeq and is a predicted model, not a curated record. Gene Ontology annotation, molecular function: GTPase activator activity. The transcript is spliced from 10 exons.
UCCAGCUUAAGAGAGGCGUGGGUGCUCCGCUUGGGGGUCAGACUGCUCGUGCUCCUGCCGUGGAUUCCUACCUGAUAACCAUGCUGUCUUCCUCCCUGCAGUUCCCCUGAGGUCAAAGAGCGCUGGUUCGGUACUUUACAAAGGAAGAUCAGGGAAGCCGCGGAGCGAUCUGGUCCUCUGUCUCCACCCCCCUCUGUACUCAUGACGGUGUUGAGCGGCAGCGUCGCUAGUAAAACCCCGGCUAGCGGAAUGGAUUCAGUCAUUCAGCUGCCUACAGAUGGCACUGCCCCCCCGGCUGUGAAGGAGGGGCCAUUGUGUAACACGGAAGACAAAGCCUGCCGCCCGAUUGAGAACACCGGCAGCCGGAGGUGGAGCUUCUUCCUGAGGAAACUGCGGGAGAGCUCCUCCCUCUCUGUCCCCGCCCCCUCCGCUGACCCCGCCUCCCCCAAGACCCUCCUCUUCGGCCAGCAGCUGUCCAAAGUCUGCCCCGAGGAGGACAAGCUCCCGAAGCCAAUCACGGACAUGCUGAUGCUGCUCCUGAAGAAAGGCAUCUUUGCAGAGGGAGUGUUCCGGAAGGCAGCGAAUGCCCGCAGCGUGAAGGAGAUCCGUGAGCAGCUGAACAGCGGUGUGGACGUGGACAUGGAGUCCAAACCCGUCACCCUCCUGGCCGCACUCUUUAAGGACUUCCUCCGGCAGAUCCCGGGCAGCUUGCUGGUGGCUGAACAGUACGGAGACUGGAUGCAGGCCCUGGAGAGAGAGGACAUCCAGGAACGACACGCCCAGCUCAAACAGAUGAUUGACAGACUCCCGCCCACCAAUGGGGUGCUCCUGCGACACCUCCUGUGCGUGCUCCACCACAUCAGCCUCAAUGCCGGCGCUAACAAGAUGGACGCCAGGAACCUGGCCAUCUGCAUCGCGCCCAACCUGCUGCAGCACCACAGCCUGGACACUGAGACCGUCAGCAAGGUUACGGACCUGACGCAGUUCCUAAUUGAGAACUGCCGUGAGAUUUUCGGGGAGCAGAUCCAGUCUCUGCUUGGAGACCCGGAUGAGGAAGAGCUCGUUGAUAACUUGGAUUCCAGGUCGUCCCAUCAGCACGACUCGGCGUAUGACAGCACUGACCCCGACGCAGAAGGAGAUUCGGGGGACCCCGCUGUGGGGGGACCGCUCAAGGCGUGUGGCAGCGCUGAGGAGGAGGAGGAUGAGCCCCGCCUCCCCGGUUGCCAGGACGACAGGCCGACGCCCAAGCCCUUGCCCCGCCGCCGCUCGGAACCCGCCCUCUUCCCCUCCGCCGUUGCCGCCGGCAACCGGCUCGGCAGCCUGGCCCGUAGCCAUGACGACUUCUCUGGCGGCCUGGGGUUCCAGGAGCAGCCGCUGAAGAAGCAGGUGUCAGAGGACUCCUUCCUGCUGUCCGGGUCCCAUCAGAGACAGGGCGGGGCUGAGCCUUUAGCCCCGCUUCCUCUCAGGACCGCCCCCGCCGCUCCCCAGAAGGACAGCUCCUGCUCCUCCUCCUGCUCCCUGGAGAGCUCCUUCUCCAACCAAUCAGAGAGCUCUGUCUUCACCAGCUCUCCGCUGCCCUCCCCCUCCUGCUCCAGGAGGUCCCUGUUCCCCCGACACCAGUCCUUCCACCUGGGCAAAGGAGGGGAGGACGCCCCCUCGCCCGCCCCCCUCCCCCCACAGCCAGAGAAGGAGGUGAAGGAGGUGAAGGAGGUGAAGGAGGUGAAGAGGCGGGCCCAGUCCAUGAGGAUUGGUGGGAAGAUGCGGGUCCGGAGCUGGAGCGCCUUCAGUCGGGGCGGGAGCCUGAAAAAGGGGGACCCCCAGAAAGAGGGGGCGCCCUUCCCCUGCGAGACCCUGCAGGAGGACUCGCUGAGCGAGACCGCGCCGCCGGACCACGCCCCCGCCAGGCCCCGCCCCCGGCCGCUGUCCGCCGUGGAGGUGUUCCAGCAGGUGGACAGCCGGCUGGCCGCCAAGCCCCCGGCGUACGAGCAGGCCCUGCUGAGCGGGGUGCAGCUGGCCCCCCCGCAGUACCGCACCCUGACUGUGAGAGGCGCCAGAGAGCUGGAGCGGAAGUCCCGCCCCGUGUCCGUCAGCGACGACCUGCUCCUCCGCACCCACCCCGCCUGUGACCUCACGGGCUGCCAUGCCCAGGACACGCCCGCUUUGGCCCCUCCCGCUCUGGCUCCGGCUCCGCCCCCCUCCAUGUUCCGCCCGAGGGCCAUGUCCGCUUCCGCCCCCUGUGACCCACACCAGAAGGUGAUCCGCAGAUGCAGCCAGCCACUGUUUGAGGAAAUAUCGUACGCCAAGGAGUCCUAUGUGUGAACUCCCCCAAAACACCAGAUUCACCUGUGUGAACUCCCCCAAAACACCCGAUUCACCUGUGUGAACUCCCCCAAAACACCCGAUUCACCUGUGUGAACUCUCCCAGAACACUUGUUUCACAUGUGCAAUGUGUACUUCACUUUGUGUGUCUGUGUGUGCAACUUGCUUAGGUUGGACUUCAUUAAGUAGUACUGUUUAGAGUACACAAAACAAGCUGUAAUUUCAGUCUAAAAAGCUAUGUAUAAAUGCAAAAAUAUCAGACUAGCCACCCUAUAAAGCUGUGUACAUAAUUCAAACUUGCAAGUAGUUUUAAUAUAUACUGUUGAUCUAAUAUAUAAGAGGUCAUGUUAAGUGUAUGCUUGUCUAGUUGAUGUACAUUUGUAAAUAUACUGUAGUUUUACUUUAAUGCAACUUUCAUUUUUUGCAUGUGCCUGUCUUGAAUUUCCUCUUUGACUACAACGUCUCACCUUCCACUACAAUAAAGCGCUCAGAGAGUUCA